AUGAGGACUUUGGCAGCGCUGUACAUCUUUUCGCUUUGUAAACUUUGCAAUGCAGGAUGGCCCUGUUGUCUCCAGGGUGAUGAUUCUGACGACACAGAAUCGCCUUCUGCCGCAGCUCAAUCGCCAGCGACUUGUAUGUCGCAUCCUCUAGACACUCUAGACAUUUCUAAUCCGGAACAGAGCAUCAUGAAUGUGGUCGAGAGAGACAAUGGUUCAUCGCAGCAAAAGCAUUACUUCCCCAAGGUUGGUAUUCACAUCACAUCCGUGUUCGAUGGAGAGUCGCCCUUGUGGAUGGCUCCGGUGGAAAGACAGGGAGAAGUGCUCUUUGUGGAGCGCUUCAUCAGGGGAAAAACAGAGAUCCUCGGUCUGAACAUAGUACACGGUCAAGAGUUUGCUCCAAGGUACUUUGAGAAACUAGACGGAGAAUGGAAGGAAACUAGCAAACGUAACUAUUUUAAAAAGUUAAAUGAUGUCAGAUUUUGUUCGUAG
Messenger RNA from Theileria equi strain WA, 489 nucleotides. Its product is annotated as signal peptide-containing protein. Bases 1 to 489 code for a protein of 162 amino acids. The transcript has a single exon. The record is from RefSeq and is a predicted model, not a curated record. NCBI's taxonomy places the organism in Eukaryota, Apicomplexa, Aconoidasida, Piroplasmida, Theileriidae.